This is a messenger RNA of Cladophialophora yegresii CBS 114405, 1608 nucleotides long. RefSeq lists its product as uncharacterized. The record is from RefSeq and is a predicted model, not a curated record. Gene Ontology annotation, biological process: carbohydrate transport; transmembrane transport. The transcript has 3 exons. Bases 1 to 1608 code for a protein of 535 amino acids. Gene Ontology annotation, cellular component: membrane. Lineage: Eukaryota; Fungi; Ascomycota; Eurotiomycetes; Chaetothyriales; Herpotrichiellaceae. Gene Ontology annotation, molecular function: carbohydrate:proton symporter activity.
AUGGACGAGAAAGAGCUCGGCGACGCCGAACAGCAUGAGGGUCCUCAAAUCGACCAGGUCAAAGUUAUCAAGGGAUCUGAAGCGUUCCACGAGGCCCUCCUGAAGGAGGAGCCACGGUUUCUGCACCCGCGGCUCCUCUUGCUCCUGCUGUGUACACUGCUGGGCUUCUCCUGCCAGACGAUGAACGGCUUUGAUGGAUCCUUGUUCGGCGGGUUGACGGCCAACAGCAAAUUUUUGGAUUACUUCAAUGGCACAAACGAUGGGAUAUGGGCUGGCCUGGUCAGUGCCAUGUACCAGAUCGGCGGCGUCGCGGCGCUGCCGUUCGUUGGUCCCGCCAUCGACACCUGGGGCCGGCGUGUCGGAAUGUUCAUCGGUGCCGUGAUAAUUAUCGUGGGGACAAUCAUCUCUGGCACGACAAAAUACAAUCCCUCGGUCGACCAAUUCAUGGCUGGGAGGUUCUUUCUUGGCUUUGGCGUCUCCAUUGCCAGUGCUGCGGGCCCGAUCUAUGUCGUCGAGACCUCUCAUCCUUACUACCGCGGCAUUCUCACGGCCUACUGCAACACCUUCUGGUUCACGGGUUCCAUCCUUGCUGCCGGCUCUGUUCUUGGAGCGUUGCACCUUCCCGGCACAAGGUCGUGGCAGAUCCCGGUAUGGCUGCAAUUGGUGUUCUCGUGCUUGAUCUGCCUGGGAGUCUUCUUCAUCCCCGAGUCACCCCGUUGGCUUUAUGUCCACAACAAGCGCGAGCGAGCCAAGAGUAUUCUGACCAAAUGGCACGGCCUGGGUGAUCCCGAAUCUCCUUGGGUGAAACUCCAGCUGUCCGAGUACGAGCAGUUCUUGAACACCGAAGGCUCAGACAAGCGAUGGUGGGACUAUCGCAAGCUGUUCAGCUCGCGGGCGUCUCGCUACCGCGUGGCGUGCAACUGCGUCUUUGUCAUAUUUGCCCAAUGGGCCGGCAACGGCGCUCUCACUUACUUCCUGCCCGCGGUCCUUGACACUGUCGGAUACAGCACCGACGAGGUCAAGGCAAAAAUCAACCUUGGAUACGCAUGCUUCCAGUAUGUGUUCGCGCUCAUCGGAGCCGGCUUGGUUGACCGGGUGGGUCGCCGACCGCUGAUGUUGUUCUCCAUGGGGACAUGCUGUGUCUGUUGGAUCGGAGUGGUUGCCGCGUCCGGCAUCUACAACACCACAGGCGAGACGAACCAGGACGCCGCUCGAGCUGUCAUCGCCAUGAUCUUCCUGUUCGGCGCUGUAUUUUCCGUCGGCAUCACGCCGCUCCAGGCGCUCUACCCGGUCGAGGUCCUGUCAUUCGAACUGCGCGCCAAGGGGAUGGCGUUUUCCAGCUUGUCAGUGAACGCGGCCGGGUUGCUCAACCAGUUCGCAUGGCCGGUCAGUCUGCAGCAGAUUGGGUGGAAGACGUAUUUCGUUUUUAUGGGUUGGUGCGUGGUGCAGACUGUCGUGUUCUAUUUCUUCCUGCCGGAGACGAGGCAGAGGACGCUCGAGGAGCUGGACGAGGUGUUUGCAGCUAGAAACCCGGUCAAGGCAUCGCUCAAGCGACACGAGUUGACCCUGACGUCGGAAAAGGAGGUCAUAGUGGUGAAGGACGCGUAA